This is a messenger RNA of Chiloscyllium plagiosum (whitespotted bambooshark), 6176 nucleotides long. It is a transcript of the gene myom2b, whose product is annotated as myomesin 2b. Gene Ontology annotation, cellular component: M band. NCBI's taxonomy places the organism in Eukaryota, Metazoa, Chordata, Chondrichthyes, Orectolobiformes, Hemiscylliidae. Gene Ontology annotation, biological process: sarcomere organization. The record is from RefSeq and is a predicted model, not a curated record. Gene Ontology annotation, molecular function: protein binding.
ACCCAGAGUCUUCUGUUUCUUUUUUUUUAUCAGCCAGACCCUCAGGGCUGGGAAAGGCUGAUCUUCCUCUCUGCCUUCACCUUUCGAGUCUUCCUUCCAUUUCGGUUUCCAUAAAGAUUGUCAGUCACCAUGGCAACAAAGGUGUUACCAUUUUACCAAAAGAGACACAAACACUACGGCUAUGAUUACCGCAACCUUGACACCCGAUCAGUUGUGAAGAAGUACACCAGCAAAAGCAGUGUAUCCAAAAGGUCUAGAUUAUCACUUGAGACUUCCUUAUCCAGACACAGUCCUUGUGCUAAAAGGGUUUGUCAGUAUGCUGAAGAAGAAGUUCCUGAAUACACAGUGCCUCCAUUUCGGAGCAGAGAGGGUGAAGAGGAAGAAGUCAAGCCUAAACCAAGAGUAUUUCUAUAUGGUACAAAACUACGGGAGAUGGAGGCUGAGAUUUCUAAACUCAAAAGGUCUGCACAUGAGCAAGCAGACAUGCUAGCUCUGAAGAGGAUGGAAGAAGAAAGGUUAGCUGUGCAGAGACAUAUCCGUGAGGAUUCCAUAUGCCGUGCUCCUGAAUUUCUUGUCCGGUUAAGAUCCCAUACAGUUUGGGAGAACUCCUUUGUAAAAUUGUUCUGCACUGUUCAGGGUUUUCCAACCCCGUUAGUCAGAUGGUAUAGAGACGAUGUCUAUAUUGAUCAAACAAGUGAACCAACCAAGUACAGGAUGGAUAGCUACUACGGAGUUCACUCUUUGGAAAUUAAUAGAUGCGCCACAAGUGACACUGCUCAAUAUACUGCCUUGGCUUUUAAUAUUCAUGGAGAGGCAUCAUCAAGUGCCACUGUCAUUGUUAAACGUUUCCGAGGAGAUGAAGAGCCUUACCACUCUGUUUUGCUCCCUUUGAACUUACCUCUGUUGUCACCUCCGAUUUUCACACACAUAGAUAUUCAAUAUAGUGAGAAAUUUGGUGUGAGCUUUGGCACUGAGGGAGAGACAAUGAUAUUGUCCUGCCGGAUGAUCCUUACACCAAACCUUCACCGUUUACAGCCAGAAGUUGUGUGGUACAGAGAUGAUGUUGAAAUAAAGAAGUCCAAGUGGGCUGUAAUGCAGUACAGUGACUGCACUGCCACGCUGACUCUACCUCAUCUGAAUAAAGAUGAUGAAGGACUGUACACAACACGUUUGAUAACGAGAGGUGGCAUUUCCCAGCACAGUGCUUAUCUAUUUGUCCGAGAUGCAGAUGCCCCAAUAGUAGGAGCUCCAGGAGCCCCAAUGGAUGUCACAUUUUAUGAUGCUAACAAGGAUUAUGUCAUCCUCACCUGGAAACCUCCAAACGUAACCAAAGAGAGUCCUGUGAUUGGCUAUUUUGUUGACCGGUGUGAAGCUGGAAGUGAUAACUGGAUUCAGUGCAAUGAUGCCCCAAUUAAAAUUUGCAAAUAUCCUGUGACUGGUCUGUUUGAAGGACGUUCCUAUAUUUUCCGUGUGCGAGCAGUAAACAAGAGUGGUAUCAGCAGACCUUCCAGAAUUACUGAUGCAGUGACAGCUCUUGACCCUGCUGAUUUGGCUAGGCUGCAAACUAUUUAUUUUGAUGCAAGUCGACAAAUUGUUAUAAGCCAAGAUGAGCUGGAAGGGGAUAUAAAACCCCCAGGUAUACCUACAAAUGUCCAUGUAGCUGAAACCAGCAGGAAUUACAUUGUACUCAGCUGGGAUCCACCUGAGCCACGUGGCCGAGAACCACUGAUGUAUUACAUUGAAAAGACCAUGGCUGGCAGUGCAUCUUGGCAAAGGAUCAACCAAGAGAUUGCAGCAAGAUCCCCACGUUUUGCUAUAUUUGACUUGGCUGAAGGAAAAUCCUACGAAUUCCGUGUUUUUGCUGUGAACAAGUUUGGUAUGAGCCAGCCAUCAGCAUCGACUGGACCCGUUACAGUUCAGGAACACAUUGAAAUUCCAGCUUCGCCCUCUGGUGUUCGAUGUGCAAGAAACACAAAGCAUUCGAUUGUUGUGCAUUGGACACCUUCAAAAAGUGCCAAAGACCUGAUUGGCUAUUACAUUGAUUCCUGCCUGGUGGGAACCAAUGACUGGCAGCCCUGCAAUCACAAGCCUGUGAAAUACACAAGAUUUGUUGUUCAUGGUCUAAAGAAUGGACAUAAGUACAUCUUCCGUGUGAAGGCAGUUAAUGCUUUGGGAACAAGUGAGAUGUCUCAAGAAUCAGAUCCUAUUACUGUCCAAGCAGCUCUGAGAGGUGGUAUCCCUCAUGCUGCCCCAUCAUCACCUUAUGGUAUAACUCUCCUUGACUGCACAAACGACUCCAUGACGCUGGGCUGGAAGGCACCACGGUUUACUGGAGGCUCAGAUAUCAUCGGAUACUACAUGGAUCAUCGUGAAAUCACUGACCUACAUUGGCAUGAAAGCAACAUCAAACCAAUCACUGGAAGAGUUCACAAAGUUGAAAACCUGAAAGGAGGCUCUUUCUACGAGUUUAAAAUCAGUGCUAUGAAUGUGGGUGGUGUUGGCGUCCCUUCAGAUUCCAGUCGGGCUUUCAAAUGUGAGGCAUGGACCAUGUCAGAACCAGGGCCACCUUAUGACUUGACAUUCUGUGAAAUCAGAAAGCAUUCUCUUGUGAUCUUGUGGAAGGCACCAAUUUACACUGGCAACAGUGCUGUUACUGGCUACACUGUGGAUAUCUGCGAGACAGAUUCUGAUGAAUGGAGAGCUAUAACGGAGAAAGCGGUAUCCACUCGCUAUUUAAAGGUUACUAAUUUAGAGGAAGGAAGAAGCUACAUUUUCAGAGUCCAUGCUGUGAAUACAGCUGGUCAGGGCAGACCCUCUGAGCCUUCCGAACCCAUCCUCAUUCAAGUCAGGCCAGGAACAAAGGAAAUCACAAGUGGUGUUGAUGCAGAAGGAAAUAUCUACUUGAGCUUUGAGUGCCAUGAUAUGACUGAUGCCUCCCAAUUUACUUGGGGCAAAGCCUAUGAGGAAAUAACUGAUUUCUCAAAGGUCCACGUUGAAACAGAUGGUGAAAAGUCUAAAUUAAUCUUCAAACAUCCUGACAUGGCAGAUUUAGGAACAUACUCUGUGGCAGUAUCAGACACUGAUGGCAUCUCUUCCAGUUAUAACCUAGAAAAGGAAGAAUUGGAACGCCUGAUGGCUUUGAGCCACGAAAUCAGACAUCCAACAAUCCCAUUGAAAAGUGAAUUGUCCUACGAGGUUUUCGACAAAGGCCAAGUUCGAUUUUGGCUUCAGACAGAGAGCGUGUCGCCCAAUGCUACUUGUAAAUUCAUUGUCAAUGACUUGGAGCUGGCUGACAGUAAGGAUCACAAGAUUACUUUUAAUAAGUCUACUGGUAUGGUUGAGAUGGUGAUGGAGCAGUUCACAAGUAAGAAUGAAGGAACUUACACUGUCCAAAUACAGGAUGGCAAGGCCAAAAACCAGUCCACUCUGGUUUUGAUUGGGGAUGUAUUUAAGGCUGCCCUGGAGGAAGCGGAGUUCCAGAGGAAAGAAUUCUUGAGAAAACAAGGGCCUCAUUUUGCAGAGUACCUGUCGUGGCAUGUGACUGAGGAUUGCAUUGUUGAGUUGAUAUGCAAGGUGGCAAACACGAAGAAGGAAACUGUGUUCGGUUGGUACAAAGAUUAUGUAGCUGUUCCUGCUGAGGAGCCACCUAACCCCCAAACAGGAGAAAGCAAGCUGUCUAUUCCUGAGUUCUCCAGAAAGGAUAUGGGCGAGUACAAGAUGACGCUGAAAGAUGACAAAGGGCAGGAUGUUACAGUACUGGAGGUGGCUGGCAAAGUGUAUGAAGAAAUUGUCCAGGAAAUUAGCAGAAUUAGUGGGUUUUCUGCUUCUGAACUGAAGAUAAAAUGCACCCCAGAAGGGAUCAGACUUCAGUCCUUCUUGAAGUACUACAUGGAGGACAUGAAGGUUUUCUGGUAUCACAAAGAUUCAAAGAUUGCAUCAUCUGAAAAGAUGAGAAUUGGAGGAAGCAGUGACCAGGUUUGGAUGCAGAUCUGUGAGCCAAAUGAUCGAGACAAAGGCAAAUACACAAUGGAGAUAUUUGAUGGCAAAACCUCAUAUAAACGACAUCUUGACCUUUCUGGAGAGGCUUAUGCUGAGGCAUACACAGAAUUCCAGAGGCUGAAAGCUGCAGCUUUUGCCGAGAAGAAUCGUGGCAAAGUAAUAGGAGGAUUGCCAGAUGUAGUAACUAUAAUGGAAGGCAAGACACUGAGCCUCACAUCCACUGUCUUUGGGGAUCCGACUCCUGAGGUGACCUGGCUCAAGAAUGACAAAGAUCUCGAACUGAAUGAUCAUCACUACGCGACUCUGGAGCAGGGAAAAUAUGCUUCCCUGACCAUCAAAGCUGUCAGCACGGAGGAUUCGGGAAAAUAUGGCAUUAAUGUCAGGAACAAAUAUGGCGGCGAGACAAUUGACAUCACUGUCAUUGUUACAAGAAAACUUGCCAAAUUUUGUGUUACUGUGCAUAAGAUUGAUGCGUCUGCUGAUUUAGAAAUGUUAAACGCCAUGGCGGAAAAAUAGCGCAAGCAAAGGAUUUAUGUUCGGAGUGUUUCUUCAAUAUUUAACAUGCUGACAAAACAUGCCAAGGAAGUGAAUGAAGCAAAAAUAGACGUGGGGAGAACUUUCAAGCAAUAGUUUAUACUCGUUUGUGGACUACUACAUGUGGAGCUUAGUGCAAUAUAUAUUGAUGAUGACAACUGUGACAUUUAUUUUACUGGCAUAGUGGAUUUUAGUUACAGGAAUGUUUUAUGUUAUUGACUUGACCUAAAGAAUAAUAUAACGUUCACCAAAUAGCAAAUUCACAUUAAAGACAAUACACAUAUUUCAAAAGAAACCUCAGGAAACAUUCUGCUAUUCUGGCCUUAGCUGCUCACUGUCAUUCUGCAAACUACAAACCUGCUCAAUAUGACAGAAGAGGAGGAAAGGGUACAACAUUUAGUUUAGUAUUGAAAUAUUGGAGGGGAUUGUGAAUGGAACUAGUUUCAGAAUAGCAUUAAAGAGCACAGGUAAGUGAGAUUUGAAACAAAAAACAAGAACGAUAUCCUUAUCUAUUGUCCAUCUCCUAAGGUACAAAAUAAAGAGAAAAUAAAUGCAGCAUUUGGAAAUGUGAAGUUAAAAUAGGAAAUGAUGGAAUUACACAGCAGGAUUAAUCAGGAUACAGAAAGAGGUAUAGGUUUCAAGUAUAAGUUUGAUAUGUUAACCUGACCACUCUUGUUUCAGAUCUUGAUGGAAUCUUUACAGAUUUUCUUGUUUCUGUGUCACCAUAAGUAGGUUGGAAUGGUGAGAGGACAUGUUAGUGUUUUCUAGAUCUGUGACAUUAAGAGGAGCUAUUUUAUAAAUUUCUACCCCCCUUCCCCAUAGAUUUCUCUUCACAUGUUUUUAAAAAAAGGAAAUUCCAAGGGGCCUGAAUUCAAAUUCCUGACAUGCACUUUCAGCAGCUGAAGUUCAUGUGAGGAAUAUAUAGUGACCUCUCAAAAGAAUCAUUCACAAUGGAAAACAGACAUCAGGAGUGCAAAAUUAAGUAAAUAUAACCUUCAAAUUCUAACAUUUAAAAAAUCCAGUUACCAGUUCCAAUCUAAGAAGCAAAAAAUAAGUGAUAAUCUGCUAGGUUCUUCUCAUGAUUUUGGAAACUCACUUUCGAUAUGACCAAGUGAGGAAGGAUGAAUCAGCUCCCCUUUUCUUCACCCCAUUUUUAUUUUAUUUCUUUUAAGCACAAAGUUGUAUCACACUUCAAUUAACCUACAGUUGACUAGGACAAAAAUAAGGAGGCAGUUGCAAGGUUUUCUUGAGUGAAAGAUAGGGAAUUUUAUUACUUAUUAACUGUAAUAAAUAACAAAACAUGACAAGAAUAAAGUUUAAAAAGGAGAGCGGAUCUAGUACAAAAAGGAAGAUCAUGCAUAUCCGGUUUUAAAGUCUUGAGAACCCUUAAAGGUUUGAACUGAGAUCACAAUUGUUUAAUUGAUUUCUUAGCAGUAGCAUAUCAUAUGUGUUCAGAUAACAUAAUAUAUAAUCCCUCCAGUGUAGAAGCAGGCUGUUCAAUCCAUUGAGUCCACACCAACCCACCAAAGAGUAUCCCACCCACAACCACUCCCCUCCCUGUAUUCCCAAUGGUUAAUCCACCUAACUUGCACAUUCCUGAUCACUAUGGUCAAUCCACCUCAUCUGCACAUUUUGGACUGUGG